AUGAACUUUUGUAUUGAAGUUGUGAAGACUUCUGUAAGUUCCGGGGCCGUCUUGAGAAAGUCUAGAACCCAGACUCCAAAGUCAUACAGACCUUUGAAAGCGAUCUUUUACCAGAUGGAAGUGUGGAUGCAUUGGGUUCAGAAGCUUUGUGACUCGCUGGUUAAAGUGGAA
This is a messenger RNA of Cylindrotheca closterium, 171 nucleotides long. Lineage: Eukaryota; Bacillariophyta; Bacillariophyceae; Bacillariales; Bacillariaceae. The record is from the annotation of a GenBank genome assembly.